AAGAAAGUUUUUGAUUUAUAUAGACGCCAAUACUCCAAGGAUGGACAACAUGCAUGAAGGUAACAACUUUGUGAUCGUUAAAGAGUGUGAGCUACCAGCAAUGAUGGACGAAUUGGAAAAAUAUUUUCCACAUUCCCUAAAGUUUCAUCAAACCAUUAAAACGUACCUGAAUAAUAGAGUAUGGCGAUUUCAAUUUUAUAAAGCAAAGAGGUGGCCAGUAGAUCCAGUUUGUUUGCAUUUCCCAGGCUGCACAUAUACGCCGGAAAACCGAACAAAUGAAAGUGUAGGUAUUUUUUGUCCACCAGACCUGUUAGAGCGCAUGGAACUGAUUAAAGAUGAGGACAUUCUUUUCGAAUGGCAUAGUCCACUCUACAUGAAUUUUACUCAUGUAGGUAUUAUGCACAAGAUGGAAGAAAUAUUUCAGGAAAAAGUUAAUGGCAAACUCGAUGGUCAUAUCUAUGGUGAUAUUUACGUGCAUGAAUGUCCAUCUGAAUUAAAUUUAAUGUUGGAGCCAUUAGCAGGAAAUGAAGUCAUUAUGAAACCUCUAUGCAUCAACGACGUGAAGGAUAUUCACGAUUUAUACCCGGCAAGUGAUAUCGAAAGCCUGGAGUUGUUUGAAAAAUUAGUUCAACAGCUUCCUGGCUUCGGCGUCUUUAAUCAAUCAGACAAUGAAUUAGCCGCGUGGAGCUUGCAAUCCUAUUACGGCGGUAUGUUUUCAAUGCAAACAAAACCAAAGUUCCGGAGAAAAGGCUAUGGCAUUCAAGUUGCACAAUCUUUGACAAAAUUGGUGAUUCAACGAGGAUAUACACCAUUUGUUGUAAUAAGGCCUGAAAACGAUGCUUCCCGUGGGCUUUAUACAAAGCUGGGCUUUCGGAAAGCAUUUGAAAGUGUUCGCGGUACCUUUUUACCAUAUACUGAGAAAUGUGAUUCAUCGGUAGAAUUACAGCUAGUUGAGGAGAAUGAAUCCACUCAGAAUAUAUCGCCGCAAGAAAAUCACACAAUUGAGAGAACUGGAGGAACAAACGGUAUCGCUUCUGAAAAAGAAAAGGAAAAUUGCUGAAUUUAAUGCUAUUUCAACCCAACUUAAUGGAAGAGCGAUAUUUACAGACAUUGUUGUUUGAGAGUACUAUGCGGAUUUUUAACAUAAAAAUGUUUGCCAGUAGGCUAACAUUUGAUAAAAUAACGUUUGUAAUCUGCAAGGAGCAGCAACAGUAACAGCAGCAGCAUCUAUAAGCCGGCGGGACAGCAGCAGCAGCCGGUGCAGCGGCCGUAACAAUAGUAGCGAUUCCAGCGGCAGAAGCAAUAGCGGUAGCAGCAACAGCAACUGUAACAGCAAAGGCAGCGCUAGCAGCAGCAGCAGUAAUAGCAGCAGCAGCAGCAGCAGCAGCAGCAGCAGCAGCAGCAGCAGCAGCAACAACAGAAGCAACGCAGCGGUAUCAACAUUAACCACGACCGUAAUUGCAGCAGCAAAAGUAGUAGCAGGUGUAAUAGCAGCAACAACGUUACGAGCAAAUUCCAUUCCUCGCAUUUGCUGGAAUUUAGUGUGCACCCGCAAAAGCCUACGCAACCACAAGUAAAAAAUAGAUAGAUUUCUUAUAUAAAUUUCAAACCAAUAAAUAAGU
This is a messenger RNA of Anopheles nili, 1622 nucleotides long. RefSeq lists its product as uncharacterized. Bases 41 to 1060 code for a protein of 339 amino acids. The record is from RefSeq and is a predicted model, not a curated record. Lineage: Eukaryota; Metazoa; Arthropoda; Insecta; Diptera; Culicidae. The transcript is spliced from 4 exons. Gene Ontology annotation, molecular function: acyltransferase activity, transferring groups other than amino-acyl groups.